GGCAUUUCUUUUCAUGAUUCCAUUUAAGAAAUUAGCAUCACUUUUUAUACGUACUUUCUCAAAGCCAGUUGCGAAUAUCAUCAAAAGAUAUGCUUUGAAUAACAACAAUAAAAGAUCAUUUGGAAGAAGGAUUGUCAGAAAUAGUUUUAUUUUUAUAGGAAAUAAGUAUCAUGCAUUGGAUACUUAUUUGGAAAGGGCCUCCAUUGGGUAAUCAAAUCAACAAAUUUUUAUUAAACCAUUGACAGAUGAAGCUGCAUUUAUGAAAGGUUAAUAACUAAUUAAAUUAAAAUUAGGCACUGAUCUAUUUUCAGAUUUAUUUAUAUAUACAUGUGUUUUGGGAUUGCCUUUGUAUGAGAUCAUUAGACAAUCAAAUGAGUCUGCAAAAAAGGAAGCCAUUUAGGAUGAAAAAUUACACAAACUAUCAAAAGUACGGCAACAAUUUUGACUUUUAGGAAGUUGAAGAAUUGGAGUUAAUUGAAUCUAAAAUAAAAGAGAAAUAAUUAUAGCUAGCAUAAUUAGACACAAAACUAAUUGAACAAAUAUCAUAAACAAGCUAUCAAUUUCAAUAGCAAAUAUAAAACAUCUUUAAUGAUUUAAAUAAGAAUUAAUGA
This is a messenger RNA of Paramecium octaurelia, 611 nucleotides long. The record is from the annotation of a GenBank genome assembly. Lineage: Eukaryota; Ciliophora; Oligohymenophorea; Peniculida; Parameciidae.